Sceloporus undulatus (fence lizard) is the source of this 2255-nucleotide messenger RNA. RefSeq names its product Coenzyme A synthase (gene COASY). Lineage: Eukaryota; Metazoa; Chordata; Lepidosauria; Squamata; Phrynosomatidae. Bases 143 to 1789 code for a protein of 548 amino acids. The transcript is spliced from 10 exons. Gene Ontology annotation, molecular function: dephospho-CoA kinase activity; ATP binding. The record is from RefSeq and is a predicted model, not a curated record. Gene Ontology annotation, biological process: coenzyme A biosynthetic process.
CAAUGUAAGCACUAUAGUUUAACUUUUACUUAAAAGGGAACCUUCCCCUGGUGAAAAGCCAAAAGUGUAAUCUGUCCUGGAAGCACUGACGCCAUCCAGCCUAGUCUGAGCACAAAUAGUUAUCUGUGCUGAAAUUUUCAGCAUGUCGGUUUUCCGCUCAGGCCUUCUGGUUCUCACAUCACCACUGUCAAAACUUUCCCUGCGCCUUGUUCCUAUUCUCACAUCAGCUGCCCGGCUGGUACAAGACACCCUCUAUGUUCAUCUGCAGCCAGGGCUCAGCCUGACAGGUUCCACGCAACCCCGCUCCACAUAUGUCCCGGCUACAUCUGAGGUCUACAGCCUGAUCACCAAGUUGUAUGCUGAUGCUGGUAUCCACCACCACCUUGACGUCCGAGUGUUGCUCACCAACAUCCUCAACCAGGGUGCUUCUCCUCCUGCACUUGGGUCUGUGCAGAAUCUUUCCCAGCCACCUGAAGUGGUGCUCACUGACUUUGAAACCAGAGAUGGUGGGCAGUCCAACCCCGUCAAGCAGCGCCUGGAACGGUAUGCGACUAGCUGCUACAGCUGUCGACCCAAUCUCAUCUCUGUUUUGCUAUAUCCAGAGUAUGAACUAGAACCUAAUGAUGGGGAGCUGUCCCCACAGCAGGAGGCCAGUGUGACAGAGGAGCCUUUGCAGAGCUACAGUGAUGUUGUCGUGGGAGGCACUUUCGAUAGACUUCACUGUGGUCACAAGAUCCUUCUGAGUGUGAGCUGUAUGCUGGCGGAAAACCGGCUUCUCGUGGGUGUCUCCGACAAAGAUCUCCUGAAAAAUAAGACGCUGAUGGAGCUGAUCCUUCCCUUUGAACAGCGUGUAGCUCAGCUUAAUGAAUUCCUGGUGGACAUCAAGCCCUCCUUGCGGUAUGAAAUCGUCCCUAUUUUUGACUACUUCGGCCCAUCCAUUACAGACUCUGAACUGAAGUGUAUCGUGGUCAGCGAAGAAACUCUCAAGGGUGGUCUGGCAGUCAACAGGAAGAGGGUAGAAAAUAAUCUGCCUGAGCUGGCUCUUCACACAAUCAAGUUGGCCAUUGACCCACAGCAUGCCGGGUAUGAGGAAGAGAAGAUCAGUUCCUCUAGCUUGCGGUGCAGGUUGCUUGGGACACUGCUGCGCUCCCCGAGGAAAGAACCAUCUCUUCCACUCUACCCGUACAUUAUCGGCCUGACAGGUGGAUCUGGUAGUGGCAAGAGUUCAGUUGCACAACAUUUGGUUCGUCUUGGUGCUUUCCAUUUGGAUCUGGACCGUCUAGGACACAAUAUCUACAUGCCAGGAGGUCCUGUUUAUGAGCAAGUGGUAGAAACAUUUGGAACAGAUAUUUUGAAAGAAGAUGGAACCAUCAACAGGCAGGUCUUGGGGGCCAAAGUAUUUGGAGAUCAGGAGCAGCUGAAGAAGCUCAACAAUAUAAUGUGGCCAGUGAUGGCUCGAAUGGCGAAAGAAAAAAUUGAUGAGGCAGCAGCGCAGGGAAAAGCUGUGUGUGUCUUAGAUGGAGCCAUGUUGCUGGAGGCAGGCUGGUCAGAAAUGGUUCAUGAAGUCUGGUCAAUUAUCAUCCCUGAGGAUGAGGCCAUUAGACGCAUCGUUGCCAGAGAUGGCCUAAGUGAGGAAGCUGCCCAGUUGCGGCUGCAAAACCAAAUGUCCAACAGCCAGCGUGUGAAACAGUCACAUGUGGUCCUUUGCACAAUGUGGGAGCCAGAGGUUACCUAUAAGAUGACAGAAAAGGCAUGGGCCCUGCUUCAGAAACGCCUCAAGGACAAGUAGAACCUUGUACUGAGAUGGGAAUCACUUCUUCAUUCUGCUCCCUCAGUGCUACCUGUCUGGAAGACUGUAUGCUGAGUAGGCCCCACGCUGCAGGGGACCACAGACAGGGGUGGAGAUGUGGGACAGAUAGAUCAAAAUGUUUCCUGGUGGUGGUACGGAGAGAACAAAGAUAAAAUUCCCUCUGCUUUUUUCUCUGUUACAAAAGCCUGAGGGAGAUGCGUGAACAAAGUGGAAAGCAGGGGUGCUGGCCAAGCAGAAAGGAGCAGCUACUAGCACCUGAAGCCAGUGAUGGUUGUAUGAUUCUGAUGGAGACCAACAUUUCAGCACUGCUGGUUACAAGAAAGGACCUGGAAAGGAUUAGAGGGGUGGGGAAGUUGCUCUUUAGCUUUUGUCCCCACUACUCUGUACUGCGUGUCCUGUGCCACACUAAGCUACACAUAAAGACAAAAAUCUCUUGAUGGCUCCA